Molecule: messenger RNA, 1875 nt
Organism: Debaryomyces hansenii CBS767
Lineage: Eukaryota; Fungi; Ascomycota; Pichiomycetes; Serinales; Debaryomycetaceae
Exons: 1
Coding region: 1-1875 (624 amino acids)
Source: RefSeq, a predicted model, not a curated record
AUGUCUUCAUCAAUUAGUGAUAAGGAUAGUGAUAGUGAGGAAUUCUCGAUACUUGAUAUAAUAGGAAACCAGGAUAUCCCAAAUACUAAAAAAUACAAAUCAAAAGCCCACACCGUUGAUACGGAAGACCCAUCUCAAGCAACAUCCAAUAAAACCCAUCAGGGUAGCCAUAUAUUUUCUCAGGAACCAAAAGAUGAAUUUGAUAUAGAAUUGCCAACUAUUUUUCUUACUGAUGCUAAGAAGAACGAAGAAUUGGCCAUAAAGAAUGCCAAAAUACGAGCAGAGUUGAUUGAAGAUGAGAUUCAUAUGCAACAGGAAUACAAACUAUUGCAACAAAGAAAACAAGAAAUUAUUGACGAGCUAAAUGAUAAUGGGGUGAUUGGGCAAAACUUUAGUUUGAGUGAUGACAGAGAUAAUCAAUUUGUUGAACGUUUGCUUCAAAGUGAUUUGAAAGGUUCUAAAACUGAUAACCUUACUCAACGGCAUUUCUACUUAUAUUCAAAUCCUCCUUUUCAAAUUGAUUUGAAUACGAAGUUGCCAUUUCCCGUUAGCAUCAGCACCCUCUGCAACGAGCUACAACCUGGUAACUAUGAAAAUUUGUAUCUGAAUAUCAGUUCAUUCUUUACCCAACUCGUUAAUUACGUAUUAGCAAAUGUUCAAGACUUGAAUUGCUUGGUUCUUUUUAGCAGAUUUAUGGAAUUUCUUUAUAAAUCAAGCAUUAUUAGUUCAGACAGUAUUACGGAAAAGGAAUUUGUGAAUUACGUCAAAACCAUCGGAGGUGAGAUAAAGUAUAUCAUGCCUAACUCAGAUCUCCAAAUGCCGCUUAAGCUAGUCCAUUAUAACACUCAAUAUAGACUUACUACUGUGAGACUAUCAAUUAUUUUUCAUUACACUCUUUUCGCUGCAAAGAAUGUCCAUGCGGCAACACAAGAGAUACUCUACAAGACGAUGUUGAAGACAUUUAUACUAUCGCUAUGUGAUUUUAAUCUAAAUGAUGGUAAUGUCGAUGAGUUAAUAACCAACUUCGUGACUCCUGUAUUUAUCAAUAUUGUUAAUUGGAGGCGGGGUGAGCUUAUGAAGCAACAACAAGAUAAAACCACCCCAGAAGAAAUAUACGUAGUUCACGAUCUUAUAUUAUCAGAAAUUAAUGAAACCAUAAAGAGUGAAUUACAUACGUGUCUUUAUAAAGACCGAGAAGAUCGUAAAACAGAUAAGCCAAAAUUUAGGAAAAUUGACUAUGAGUUGCACUACAACAUUUUAAGGCUACUAAAUUUAUCAACACGUUUCAAUUCGGAACCCUUUUGUAUGAGACUUGUCACUAGCUUGAGCUUAACUUUCAUGGCCGAUUCUGACUAUACUCUUUGUGAUUUAUACAAUCGAGAGCCUACAUUAGAGGAAUUAAACUUUGGAACCUGCAAUUUCACUCCCUCGUUCAAAUUUGUUAUAUCAAUCCUAAAUAAGCUGAAUGCCUUGAACAUAACCGAAUGUCUUGAUUCAAAUGAAAUUGAACAAAUCAACUUGAUAUAUAAAAAUUAUUACAAGCUGUUGUUAUUCAACUUUGUUGUUUUUAAAACCUUCCAUUCAAAUCUGAAUACUGUGCAAAACAAACAGGAUUUCGAAAGAAUAAAGCUGUCUAAUUAUUUGAAUCUCAGGCAAUUCGCUAUUACCAUUAAUAAAUUAAAAGGCAAUGUCCAUAGGCAAUUAGGUGAAUUAUCCAAUAUUUCGCUGAUAAGCCAAUCGUCACCUUAUAAAGAUGAUGUCAUACAUAUAAUCACUGAAUAUUACCAUUUGUUGCACUAUCUCGCUACUAAGUGUGACAAAGAUAUGAUGUUAAUCCACAAGGAUACAUUCUACGACGACAAACCUCUCCAAUAA